AUGAGUGUUAACGUUGAGCAGCUGAAGCAGGACAAUUCUGUCAAAAGCAGAGGCGUCCCGGUGAGCGGGAGGACUUGGAAGAACGACAAGGACCAAUUCAGAGUGAAGAGCAGGGUGGUCAAGAACAAGAAAUUGAGCUCGUGGCAGCUCAAGGAGCAGAAAAGGCUCGAGGAUAAGCAGUUUAAAGAGCGAAUGAGGAUGUUGAAGGAAGAGAAAGAAGAGGAACGUCAAAAGAGGAUGCAAUCGCUGAGAGAAAGAAGAGAGAAGAAGGCUGAGGAAGAGAGAUACCAGCUGCUGGCAGCCAAGAUGCACGCGAAGAAGGUCGAGAGGAUGAGAAGAAGGGAGAAGAGAAAUAAGGCGCUGAAAGAACGCUGA
This is a messenger RNA of Torulaspora globosa, 375 nucleotides long. It is a transcript of the gene CGR1, whose product is annotated as Cgr1p. The record is from RefSeq and is a predicted model, not a curated record. Lineage: Eukaryota; Fungi; Ascomycota; Saccharomycetes; Saccharomycetales; Saccharomycetaceae. The transcript has a single exon. The coding region runs from base 1 to 375 and encodes 124 amino acids.